Messenger RNA from Schistocerca nitens (vagrant locust), 2365 nucleotides. RefSeq lists its product as uncharacterized. Lineage: Eukaryota; Metazoa; Arthropoda; Insecta; Orthoptera; Acrididae. The record is from RefSeq and is a predicted model, not a curated record. Bases 340 to 1014 code for a protein of 224 amino acids. The transcript is spliced from 5 exons.
CUUCCGUGUGCCGUCACAGACGUCUUCAUUCCAUUUGUGGGACUAGCUAGGACGCUCUGCGCGAAAACAGUCAGUGUGCACGACGCUCGCUUCAUCACAUCACUUCCCUAACUAGUUAUCGCACGGGACGUUGACAGCGGAGCUAUUCCGAUUGUUGCGCUGGUGUAUUUUUCGCAUUCUGUUUCCGUGCAAAGUUUGCGUCACUAGUGCGUCCGCAGCUCGUUUCUACAGUCAUUACAAAUCUGCUAAGAAGCAUAAAUAGUAGUGCCCCUCUGGGCCCUGGGCACUAUUUCGUGCUGCCUGGCACAGAGAAGGAAGCCCUGUGUUCCUGCCAGCGCAAUGACUGGUGACCAGGAGAAAUCGCAUGGCGGGAGUACAGUGGCUAUCCGCCAGGUGGCGUUGGUGCUUGUAGCGCUGGCAGCUGUCCAGCCCUGGGCACCAGCUAACACCUUCGUCGUGCAUCACCCACAGGACGACGGCGUGGACUGGAUAUCGAAGCUGGUGACGCCCUACAGGAAUACUACAGCACUUGAUCAGCUAUCUGGCCGGUGGUAUGUGGUGGAGGUGGUGUUCCCGAUGCCGAUGUGGGGCGCGGACACGUGCGUGUGGCUGGACUUCUGGCAGCACGAGAACGGCUCCACGCUGUUCCACGUCGAGUACUACAGGAGCAGCGCCAACAAGUCUGUGCGAUCCGCCGACGGAGUUCUCGACAGAGGCGUCUGGCACCAGCACGGAACCGGGGGCGGCGAGCUGGCAGUGUUGGACCUGGAGCACGACGUGAUGUCGCUGGCAGUCUGCCCGCGCAGCUACAUGUGCUUCGGCUACGUGCUCUCCAGGGACCUGCUGGCGUGCGACCGCCGCUCCGAGAUGUUGCAGGUGCACAGGCGGAUGAGGGAGGCUGGUCUGAAUCACACCCGCUGGGGAAUCCCAGUAGACCCAGAGGUCUGUAAUACGGGGAACAGGGUGCCCGACUAUGUACCACAGCGGCCUCCGGUCAAUGACUACGAAGCCUAAACGGGGUCCCAUGCCCUUGAAAGUUCUGCCUAUUUCCUAACGGUUGACGAACAUAGAUCCCACCGCCAGCAUCACGUGGAUCAUUCAACAGCAGCAUCUCAAUCCUCUCUCAUCGCUGAUAAGAAAUAUGUUACAAGAAUGUCGAUACUAUACAAACACCCCAACAGCUUCAUCAGCUUAUAUUGCAGCAUCCCUUAGAAAUAAAACAGAAAACCAAGUCUUAAAUUUGGUACGCCUAUAUGUAGGUAGCUUUUUCAGUGAAAGUAUCUGGGAUGGUAGUGACAUCUCCAUCAGUCCACCAUUGGGGGUAAAGCAUCGUGUAGAUUCCAAACACACGUUUGCAACUGAUUUAGCUGUUCCUUUUCAGACUUAAAUAUAGACCUAAUACCCAAAUUUACUGCUGUCGAACAAGAUACUGUCAGGGUACCGUCCACGUGAAACUUACAGGAGAAUUCAGUAACUGGUGGGAACAUUCGGAAGCAUUCUGUACACUCUUUGGGAGCAGGUGAAUUAAGGGAACGAUGCGUACAUUUGCAGGCUGAAGUGCUUCCUUGUAUCCAAAUUAGAAGCAGGUGGUCAUGAUAAACUAUGAUUAAGUGCCAGAAGAGUAACUCUAUCCUAAUGUCAAACAUUGAACCCUCCUACACGAACAUAAAUGAAAUAAGACUUUCUAGAGCGUAAUAUGAUCAGCUGUUUAAUUUUCUUCGUGGGACUUCCCAUUAUAUAAAGCUCGAGCGUCUUUCACGAAUAAAUAGCAAACAAUGUGAAACAUGGAGUACACUAUUGCUACCACUUUUUGUUUUACAUCAUCUUACACAGUUUACGAAGUUGAAAUACUGUGAUAUAUUUCUGAUGUACAGAUCCUAAAACAGUGUAAGAGACCAUCUUAACACAGCAAAAAUAUCAUCACUUGGUACUCAUACCCAUAUGAACAUCCAGUCAUUUAAUCAAAAUAUUGAGUAUUUCUUCAUUUCUUGCAGAAUCAUUUACGAAAUACCUUUCUCUGCCCCCGUUAACUUUUCUGUAGCAGUUUCCUACGUGAAUGACUCGCUGUACUGCCUUUAAACUUAAUGGACAACAGUAUUUAAUUCUGCAAAUAGAGCAACAGAACAAAACAAAGAUAUUUUUCUCAUAACUCUGCAGCUACUAUGGAUUCGUAUCUACCUCGUGCUAUUACCAAUUUUUGUGUUAACUAUUUCACUCAGUGUAGUAUGUAGUAUUUUAAAAAACAACAUACUGUUUUAUAUGUGCUUCAUCUAUGUUUUACGUGAUGUUUUGUAACCAUUUUAUGCUAUUUGCUAUCAGUGCAACUGAAAAAUCUGCUGUCAAACCUAGUGUUUAAUGUACUUUC